This is a messenger RNA of Brugia malayi, 588 nucleotides long. RefSeq names its product aspartyl/glutamyl-tRNA(Asn/Gln) amidotransferase subunit C, putative. NCBI's taxonomy places the organism in Eukaryota, Metazoa, Nematoda, Chromadorea, Rhabditida, Onchocercidae. Bases 1 to 588 code for a protein of 195 amino acids. Gene Ontology annotation, cellular component: glutamyl-tRNA(Gln) amidotransferase complex; mitochondrion. Gene Ontology annotation, biological process: regulation of translational fidelity; glutaminyl-tRNAGln biosynthesis via transamidation; mitochondrial translation. The transcript is spliced from 3 exons. The record is from RefSeq and is a predicted model, not a curated record. Gene Ontology annotation, molecular function: glutaminyl-tRNA synthase (glutamine-hydrolyzing) activity.
AUGAAUUUGUCGACGAUUGGUUUCCAAGUAAUAUUCAAGCAGCGGCUUAGAUGUGUAAGAUUUGGUGUGCGGUGCAUAUCAAGAGAAACAUUAGGAUGUAAUUCAGUUGCAGCAAGCUCAGCAGAUGAAGAUGAUAAAAUUUAUGUACCUAAGAAACCGAUUCUUUCACCAAUCGAUCAAAGUAAAGUGGAGGAGCCUCCAGUUUUCGACAAAGCCCUUAUUACCCAUUUGGAAAGACUUUCCUUGGUGUGGUUUACUGACGAACAAGCAGUUUUUAAUUUAAAAGAAGCGGUGCGAUUUGCAAAUCAGCUGAAGUUGGUUGACACUACGGGUAUUGAACCGCUCGAAACUUUGCUCGAAGAUAUGCCGUGCCCACUUCGGGAAGAUGUUGCAGAUAAUCCUAUGACCAAAGCUGAAGUUCUGAUGAAUGCUGCCAAAGUUGUUGAGGAUUAUUUUGUUGCACCACUUGAAAAUAUACCACUGGAAGAAUCUGAUAAACUUAAUUUAACAAAAGUUGAAGAGUUUGACCGAAGAGUGAUGGCUAAAAAGAAUCUAUUGAAUGAUUCUGUAAAGGAAAAAACAGAGUAA